CGUAGGGUGGAUGACUUGGCUGCCAACAUUGCCUUCAUCAUCUCAUCGUCGCCGAAAGACACAUUAAUUGUAUAGACGAGUCGCACGAGCCUCAUCAAUACGCUAUGGCUAACCCUAAGAUCCUCGUCGUCCUCACGAGCCACGACGAGCACACUAAGCUCCCUGGCCAAAAGACGGGCUGGUACCUUCCCGAGCUGUCGCACCCCCACGCUGUCCUCCACAAGGAUUUUGAAAUCGUCUCGGCCUCGCCCAAGGGCGGCAAGGCGCCCCUCGACCCCGGAUCGGCCGAGGCCUUCGCAUCCGACCCCGAGUCCAAGGCCUUCCUCGAGAACCACGCGCACGUCUUCGAGCAGACGCGCCCGCUCAGCGAGUUCCUCGGGCGGUCGGGCGAGUUCGCCGCCCUCUUCUACCCGGGCGGCCACGGCCCCAUGUACGACCUCUACGACCACCCGGACUCCAUCGCCCUCAUCGAGGAGUUUGACCGCGCCGGCAAGCCCGUCGCCGCCGUCUGCCACGGGCCCAUCGUCCUGGCCAAGGCGCGACGCCCCGACGGCCGGCCCCUCGUGCAGGGCCGCCGCGCCACCGGCUUCACCAACAAGGAGGAGGACAUGGUCGAGCUGACCCAGCACAUGCCCGUGCUGCUCGAGGACGAGUUCAAAAAGGCCGGCGCCCUGUGGGAGGCGGCGGACCCCUGGGCGGAGCGCGUCGUCGUCGACGGCAACAUCAUCACGGGCCAGAACCCGGCGUCGGCGCGGCGCCUCGGCGAGGAGCUGGCCAAGGCCGUUCGCGCGCAGCAGCAAAAGUAGUGGACGCACGGAGUUGGCUGACGAGAAAAGAGUUGUCAGGGCCCUAGAUACAAAAUGAUCAAAAGUGUUACAAGCGUGAAUGAAACCCAAUUGACCUAAUUAUGGCGCU
Messenger RNA from Purpureocillium takamizusanense, 915 nucleotides. RefSeq lists its product as uncharacterized. The coding region runs from base 105 to 806 and encodes 233 amino acids. The transcript has 2 exons. The record is from RefSeq and is a predicted model, not a curated record. Gene Ontology annotation, molecular function: glyoxalase III activity. Lineage: Eukaryota; Fungi; Ascomycota; Sordariomycetes; Hypocreales; Ophiocordycipitaceae.